This is a messenger RNA of Xiphophorus couchianus (Monterrey platyfish), 2657 nucleotides long. RefSeq lists its product as uncharacterized. The transcript is spliced from 2 exons. The record is from RefSeq and is a predicted model, not a curated record. Bases 111 to 374 code for a protein of 87 amino acids. NCBI's taxonomy places the organism in Eukaryota, Metazoa, Chordata, Actinopteri, Cyprinodontiformes, Poeciliidae.
UUCGGACCGGCUGGAUGCUGUGAGCGGCAGGAAGCGGAGCCAUACUCUCAUCCUUCACUGAGUGCCUUUGUUCGGAGCAGCAGAACCACAGCAGCAGCAGCAGCAGCAGCAUGGAUCUGUCCUUCAUGGCCGCGCAGAUCCCAGUCAUGACUGGGGCCUUCAUGGACUCCUCACCCAACGACGACUACAGCGGCGAGCAUUCGCUCUUCAACUCUUCGGCGAGCGUCAACGCGGCGGCCUCGGCCGCCUCGGUGCACGGCCAGCCGGACGAGCAGCAGUCCAUGUCCAGCGAUGCCAUCUGGCUGUGGAUCGCCAUCAUUGCCACUAUAGGGAACAUCGUGGUGGUGGGCGUCGUCUACGCCUGCACCUUCUGAUAGACGAGCUGCACCAACUCUGCAGUCAUCCAGACGGUUUUUAUGUGUGGAAACAUAACGAGGCUCUGCAGAACCAACAUCCUCCAUGUCUGAACUGACCUUCCUCUGCUUCUCACCGGGUUUGUUUAGCUGUUUUAGAUCCGCUGACGUUCCAGAGGUCUGAUUCGUGACAGUGAUGUGUUGACUUCCAGCUUUCUUCGUUGAACAGGAAGGCUGGUUUUUCUCAACGAGUCUCUUUAGCUGAAGAUGUUUAUGAUUAAGAAGAUGGUUAUUAACUUUAUGUUUCUUUGUCCUGUUAGUUAUUUUACUUAAAUGUAUUUUGUGUGUUUUUUCCUGAACAGCAGCUUUCUAGUCACUAGAAAAAGAUUAAAUUUUGUCCAAAUUCUGGUUAAAUCUUAAGCAUCCAUGAAACAACCAGAACCCCGUGGAAACGGGUCUGGACUAACCCAGAACCCCGUGGAAACGGGUCUGGACUAACCCAGUGUUUCUCCAGGAGGACGAGAUGCUGGACACUGAAUGAGCUUCCAGUCGGCGCUGAGCUGCUGCUCCACAUUUCAGAACCUAAAGCUGUUCUGAUGGCCCGGUCGACCCGGUUCUAUAGGAACCAAAACUCCAGCAUCUGCUCCUCCUCCAGCUGCUAUGGUUCUGUUUGGCGUUCACAUAUGAAUUUGAACCGAACCAGAGUUCCCUUUAACCCAACCAGACCGAGGCUUGGAGGACCAGAGGUCAGAGGUCGAUUAGCGUUCAGACCUCUCCAACCGGACUGGACUUUCUACGUAAACGGACUGCAGUCGGGUUAAAGUGGACUGAACCGGGCUGGAAGGAGCCCAGGCUUGGAACUCAAGCUGAUCCAGAACCUUCUGGUGGUUCUGGACUCCUGCGAACAUCACUGGGUUCUGGAGGCUGAGCCGACAGGAUCCAGCCGAUCAGGGCAGCAGGAAGGUCAUGUUUCCAUGUCAACAGAACUGGAUCCAGCAGCAGGGCGACCAGCUGAUUUCUAACACUUCUGACCGAGAGGAGAGAAAAAUACCAACUAAAAACCCAACAGAACAUGUUUGUUCACUGCCAGCUGAAAUACUGAAGCAUCCGUCACUUUACAGCCACGAGCAUCCAUAAAUAAGAAUAUUUCACUACGGUUUUUAGUUAAGAUUUGCAGUUUUAGGUGAAAAAUAAUUAGAAGCACAAGUCAAACUAAAAUCUUUGAAACUAAUUUUUACUAAAUGAUGUUAGAAAUGUGUUGAACUGAAGAGACGUGAAGAAGUAAGAAGGGAAAUGAAUUAGAGCGUAUUUAAUGUAAAAUUGAAAUAAAACCAGAUGUUUAAGGAAAACCUUUCUCCAUGUCAGGACUCGGUUCUGACUUGUUGCAGAUUAAAUGAGUUUUUGAGAUUCACCUCUGACUUCACUGGAGCCUGACUGAGUAAAACUGGGUCAGAGCAGCAAAUCCGUCCAGGUCAGCAAAACGAGUGGAGGAUCAUCAAUACAAACCUCAGACUCCAUCCAUCACAACAUUUAUAUUUGGAACACAAAAAUGUUUUACUCAGCAGAGAAACGUAGUAAAACUCUGCAGCUCCUUCAGGUUUCCUGCUCUACUGCUGCAGCUGCAGGAGGCCAAGCAUAAAGUUUCUGUUGAAGUGAUUAUUGUUAUUAUUUAAAAGAUUCAGAAAAGAUUCCACAUGUGGACCAGAAAUGCAAUAAUGAGAAAUAUCUCUGACCCCUCAUGUAAUAAGUGAAGCAGCAGUGAGUCCCAACGUUUCUCUGUCCCAAAUCAAACAUUAAUUAACCUGCAGGCAGAAGCAACUUCUGCUUCGCUCAGAGGAAAUGUAAUAAUCUGAUGAACAUCUGAGCUGUGAGGUUUGGAUCUUUGUUUUCUGAAGUCUGUACUUAGCUUAAAGCAGAAGCUGCCGGGUCCAACAGUCCUGCUUAUCGUCUCACAUCAUCUGAUUCUGGUUCCUGGAGAAAAACACACAGUAGCUGUUAGACUAACGUCUCCAUCAUAUAGAGAUAUAAGCUGAUGGUGGAAACACUGCACUUGUUCAAAUAUUCAUUUACAGGAAGCGUCAUGGAUUACUGUGUCUGUUAUAUCAUGUAAAGACAGUUUAUAUAAAUGUGUCUAUAAUAAUGUGUUAAAUAUGCGAGUACUUUUACAUGUUUAAAGAAAGACUUUUAAAUCUGGUUAUUUUUAUUAAAUGGUUGUGGUAGAAAUAUUUAGACUGUAAACCACAAACAUGAUGCUCUUUUUGUAAAGACGUAAUGUUACUAAUAAAGUUUCUGUAUUAAUGUAAA